AUUAAUAUCUCUUGGAUCCGUGUGCUUGACUUUACAGGGCUUUCGGACCUGCAACCCCCCAUCCAUCUGCUCUCGUCAGAAUCCUCCAAGGCAAAGAUCAUGCGGCCUAGUACACUCGUUCUCCCCUUGGCAGUCUUGGCAGGGUCCGUCACUUCGAGAGUGACAGCGUUGGAUGGCCGCAGGCUGCAAAGUCGCGAGACUCCCCAAGAUAUAUCCCCAAACAAGGAUUCGGGUGCGUACCGCAGCGUCGCCUACGUGACCAACUGGAGCAUCUACGGCGCAAAGUUCCUGCCGGAGCAGAUUGCAGUGGAUAGCAUUUCGCAUGUCCAGUAUGCGUUUGCAGACAUUCUUACCAACGGAACUGUCGUAUCAUCCGACGCAUGGGCAGACACUCAGAAGCAGUUUGGCAAUGGUACGCAAGGGGGAGGCAACUCGAACGACGCUCACGGGCUCGUGGAGCAGCUGUACAAGAUCAAGCAGGCGAACCGCAACAUCAAGAUUUUACUCUCCAUCGGCGGCUACACAUGGUCGCCCAAGUUCGUCCCCGUGGCGGCCGACCCGGUCAAGCGAGCUGCCUUUGUCUCGUCGGCCGUGACGCUCAUGGGCGAUUGGGGCAUGGACGGCCUCGACGUCGACUGGGAGUACCCCGACACCAACGAGACCAACAAGAACUGCGUGCUGCUCUUGAAGGAGCUGCGAAAGGGGCUCGACGACUACUCGCAGCAGCACACCAACGGCCAGUACAAGUUCUCGCUGAGCAUGCCGGCGCCCGCUGGUCCGACGCACUACGCGGCGUUUGACUUCAAGGCCAUGGACGCCAACCUGGAUUUUUGGUCAAUCAUGGCUUUUGACUUUGCCGGGUCUUGGGACAACACGACAGGCCACCAGGCCAACGUCUACCCAGGCCCUUACCCCACCACCAAGGCGAGCAUCAACGUCGCCGUGUCCGACUACGUCAAGGGUGGCGUGUCUGCGGGAAAGAUCAACCUCGGACUUCCGCUGUACGGACGAUCGUUUGACAAGACGACGGGGCUUGGCAAGUCCUAUACGGCCUCGACGACGGGUAGCAUCGAGGGCCAGGCGGGAAUAUGGAUCUACAAGGAUCUGCCGCGGACCGGGGCCACGGUUCUCUACGACGACGUGGCCAAGGCGUCGUACACCAUGGACAACUCGACGGGCGAGCUGAUAACGUACGACGAUCUCAAAUCCGUGCAGUUCAAGUCCGAGUACAUCAAGGAGAAGCAGAUUGGGGGAGUCAUGUUUUGGGAGUCAUCGCAGGACAAAGCUGGGAACGAUAGUAUCGUGAGGAACAUGGCCAAGUUCCUGGGGAAGCUGGAGAGCGCGCAAAACUGGCUCUCUUACCCUGCGUCACAGUAUGCCAAUAUUAAGAAUAAUAUGGGCAAAAGCGUUUAA
Pyricularia grisea is the source of this 1413-nucleotide messenger RNA. RefSeq lists its product as uncharacterized. The annotation marks the transcript as partial. Gene Ontology annotation, biological process: chitin catabolic process; carbohydrate metabolic process. NCBI's taxonomy places the organism in Eukaryota, Fungi, Ascomycota, Sordariomycetes, Magnaporthales, Pyriculariaceae. The transcript has 2 exons. The record is from RefSeq and is a predicted model, not a curated record. Gene Ontology annotation, molecular function: chitinase activity; chitin binding. Gene Ontology annotation, cellular component: extracellular region.